GUGGAGGGGGAAAAAACACUAAGAGGAACAAGACUGGGGAAGCCCAUUCUCUUCUAGCAUCACAAUGAUUGUUAAAUAUGGAUUUACAGGCUAGUAACGUGCUCACUGAAUAUAAUAUGUAUUGUUAGUGUAUUUUCAACAUAUCGGUAAGGCACAUUUCAAAGUGUAAGGAUUAUGAUUGAACUGUAAAAAUAAUGUUUAGUAAGUAGGCCUAUGUAGUUUUUUUGAAGUCUAGAACUAAAUAAACUGAGUGAUGCAGGUAGUGCAGUAAACUGUCUUUUGCCAUGUUACCUUUUUUAUUUGUGUUGUAACGGACCUCCGACAGAAGAGGGCGCGAUUUCACUAAUAACAGCCAGGUGGCUUUGACCACAAUCCAUUUGUUCUGAAUCAGCUACUGGGACGCCGCCUCAUAACGCAUGUUUCCCGGCCUUCUUCCGUCCUCAUUUAUGUUGCGCCAGGCUGGAGCUCAUCCCGUGUCGCGCGCACGCCCAGCAGCCGGCUCAUCGCUCCUCUGUAAUUAGCUGAUGGACUCGGUGGGCGCACCCAGAACACUCUUUCCCACGGACACACUCAAAUUUAAAGUGUCUUCAAACGAGAACACGUGAGGCUAUUACGUUUUUUAAUUUCUUCUUAGGUCAAGAAGAAAGCGCUUGUGUUUCUUUCAUGCAGUCUCGGGGAAUAAAUUAUGUUCAUCGACUUUACGAUUGCAGAAGAGCACUUUAGUUUCCCCCAUCUGAUUGUGUUAGCCGUUGUGUGUGACUCUUGUAUUGACGUUUACAUGUCGACCAGCUGAAAUGUAACCUGUCCGAAACACUCCGGAGGGGGGGCAGUGAUGCUGAUACCGAUCAUCGCCACCUGCGCUUUCACUGGAUAGCCAUAUCCCAAGGACGAUGCGAAUCGGUAUUGUUGCUAGUAAAUCAAGUCCAUGGCUUUUGAACAAUCGGUAACACUUUAGUUUAAUCUACAAACACUUAAGAAACUCUCACAGCUGGAUUCGACUAAGUCUGCAAGGCUGGAGAAGGCUGUUUGAUGGAGGGUGAUGCUUCUUUCACAGCAGCAGUGGCUGAGGCAGAGGUUCUUGGUACUAGGUAGCCUGGCGCUCGGGAGCCUUCUCUUUCUGAUAGCCAGAGUUGGCAUUUUAGAUAGGCUGCAGUUUAUCUGCCCCAUUAAGGACAGAAUGCCCCCUGCUGGUGUGUCAUGGCAGAUACCUUUACAUACGUUGUGGCACAAACAAGCUCAUCGUCUCAAGCUGCGCAGGACCAACAGCACAAGGGAGAAACUGCAAAAGCAUCACUUCAUUAAGCAGUUGCCCAGAGCCAUCAUCAUUGGGGUGAGGAAAGGUGGGACACGCGCGUUGCUGGAGAUGCUCAGUCUUAACCCUGCUGUUGUCAAGGCAUCCCAAGAGGUCCACUUUUUUGACAAUGACCAGAACUAUGCUCGUGGCAUUGACUGGUACCGCGAAAAGAUGCCUUUCUCUUUUCCUCAUCAAAUAACUAUUGAGAAGAGUCCUGCAUAUUUCAUCACUGAGGAGGUACCUGAGAGGAUCUUUAAGAUGAAUUCCUCCAUUAAGCUUUUGGUGAUUGUGCGUGAGCCCACCACCCGCGCUGUUUCUGACUAUACACAGGUCCUGGAGGGGAAAGAGCGCAAGAACAAAACCUACGACAAGUUUGAGGAACUUGUGAUUGAUACUAACACUUGUGAGGUAAACACAAAAUACAAGGCUGUACGGACAAGCAUCUACAUCAAGUACCUAGAACACUGGUUAAAGUACUUCCCUGUGGAGCAAUUUCAUGUAGUUGAUGGAGACCGCCUCAUUAUAGACCCACUGCCAGAACUUAAGCUGGUUGAGCAUUUCUUAAACCUUCCCUCAAAGAUCAGCCAUUACAAUCUGUACUUCAACGCAACACGUGGGUUCUUCUGUCUACGAUAUAACUUCAUAUUCAACAAGUGCCUAGCGGGCAGUAAGGGACGGAUCCAUCCGGAUGUAGACCCUUCCAUCAAGGAAAAACUGCAACGCUUCUUCCACCCAUUUAACCAGAAGUUCUAUCAAAUCACAGGCCGGACAUUCAACUGGCCCUAAUGAUUACAAUAACAUCUGCAGCAUUAACAGCAUUUUCUGUAAUAUGCUGGUUUUAUUAUUAUUAUUAUUUUGCUUUUCUUGCAUGGAAAUGUGACAAAAUGUGUCAAAGAGAAUUGCAGUAAAAAAAAAUAUUGUGCAAAACAGUUUGGGUUACCACUGACUUCCUUUUGUAUGGGGAA
Molecule: messenger RNA, 2259 nt
Organism: Megalobrama amblycephala (Wuchang bream)
Lineage: Eukaryota; Metazoa; Chordata; Actinopteri; Cypriniformes; Xenocyprididae
Product: heparan sulfate glucosamine 3-O-sulfotransferase 5-like
Exons: 3
Coding region: 1040-2080 (346 amino acids)
Molecular function (GO): [heparan sulfate]-glucosamine 3-sulfotransferase activity
Source: RefSeq, a predicted model, not a curated record